CCUGGGUUUCAUCUUAUGACGCCUCGACAAACAUCUUAGUGAAUCGUUGAAUCAGCAUCGUUGGAGAUAAGUCAAUGCUUGCUGCUUGGUAUUGGCUUUCUCGAAUUUUCAACAUCAACACCAAACAAUUGCAUCAAUCUGUCUUCAAGACAACUCGUCUCUCUGGUUCUCCUGAUUUCAGAACAACAUUCAUUUCUCAAGUAGCAAGCACCUAAGAAAGGAACAAAAACCACUGGCACUUCAUUUCUCUAGCAAAAAAUGUCCGCUCCAACCAGUGGUGGAGAAGUGUUUGGGAAUCAUCUGCCCUAUUGCGAACCCAACUGGUAUUCCUCCAACUAUCGGUCGCCGUACUAUUAAGGUUUCUCCUAAUCCGUCUCCACAAGCAUCGUUGAGCCGUCUUCAAAACUUUUUGAAUGUUAGUUCAAAAAAGAGUGAACGUUGAAGAAAAAUAAAAGAGAUUACAAAAAAAGGGGAUCGAUGUUGGGAUGAUCUGCGAGAUGGAUUGGGGUGAGCGCUAAUACUACAAGCAAACCCAUCUGGAUUGGCGUAAGAGAUGUCGAGACUUCGUGGAGGACAAGAUUUUGCCGAACGUGAGCGAUUGGGAGAUUAUGAAGUAGAAGCUAAUCAAAAUGCUAUCCAAGUAGGUGAAACUUGUAAGUACCUAGCAUACUAAGUACAACCUGUAUAAGUACCUAGCAUACACAUACUAAGUACAACCUGUAAGUACCUGGCAUACUAUAAGUCUACGUAGAGCAUAUUUAUGACUUCCGGAAAUCCAUCUUCAGAAGCAUCUUGGACCUCCCGCGUAAGGGAAAGACGGGCCGAAGAUGACCUUCAAGAUGGAUUCCCUGAAGGUCUAACAGAUAUAGUGCGCAGAGCAUACUUCUGCGUAAGUACCUAGCUCCGCGCAGUAGCUCCGUAGCUAUAUUAUAAUUCCAUGCAACUUGUCAUGCUAACAAGAAAUUAGAAUUAAGUACAUGUUAGAAGCCAGAUGUACUCACAUACUUUCUUCACAUACAAAAGGAAAAGGCGCACACUUUCAUACAAAAGGAAAAGGCGAUCCCAAAGCACGUCUACAAGGAGGCCUAUGAAGCUGGGCUUAUACCUUGUGUUGUCGGCGUCAGGGGUUUUGAUUUCGUCGACUGCGAGAAACCGAAAGAGUACUUUUUAAGCUUGUAGUUUUUAUGUUGUUGUUAAGGUGAAAGGGAUGCACAUCAUGCUUUUAUUUUAUUACUUGUUCCCUCAAGAUAGAUGUAGUUUCUACUCAUUCAAUUUCUUGCGGCUUCGAGCUACGCCUACUGGCUUGAUUCGCUAACUUCCUGCGUCAAAUGAUUUCAUUGCAAUCUGCUACGAGAAUUGUCUAGCAGAGGAACCAAUACCACCAUCGUCAUACUCAGAAUACCAUGAUGAUUCUGAGAACCACUUCCAUCAUGAUUCUGAGAACCGAUACCAUCAUGAUUCUGAGAACCAAUACCAUCAUACAAAGCUGAGAAUCAAUAGCAAUAGGACCGUCAUCUCCAACCUACACAUCAGCUAUGACUACUUUCACGAACUGAUAUUCGUGGACGAGUUAGCGCGAUGUGCGUCUGGAGGGACCCUUUGGGGCAUCGUCGAAGGCCUCCAGAUCGGGCUGCCGCCAAUCAUCAACUUUGGGUCCAAGGCGUUACAGGACAAAGUCUGCAAGCCCUGUCUCAUGGGUGACAAGAUUAUCUGCCUGGCGAUUACGGAACCGGGGGCAGGGUACUAGACGUUUAGACAAGAAAUCUUAGAUAUCAAUGUUGAAGACUACUUGCGAGUACAGUUCCUUCUACCCUUCAUUCAUACGAAACCGGGAGCGGGGUAAUCAACAUUUUUACAGCUUCAGCUUGAAUUUGUGGUCAUGUCGUGAUUUUAACAUUUUGCCUCGUGUGCGUCGUUGGUACUUUUUCUCGUAGGCCUCAUUCUCCGACUUCCAUCGCAACCAGUUCCGACGUCGCGAACAUCAAGUGCAGUGCAAAGAAGGAGGGUGACCAUUACAUUGUCAACGGUGAAAAGAAGUGGAUCACGAAUGGCAUCUUCGCGGAUUAUUUUACAGUAGCCGUCCGCACAGGUGGUCCAGGGAUGAGGGGAAUAUCGAUGCUUUUGUUAUGGCAUGUUUUCUCAAUAGUUUGGAUUUUGGCUAUUUUUAUUUAUGUUGUUACUUAGCGGACGCGGAGAGGACAGAGACAGAGACAGAACGUCUUGUUUAUAAAAAUCUAUUUUUUUUAGUAGAGAAGCAAGCUAUAACAAGAGUACAAGGAAGAACAGGGUGGUUUUAUCCGGUCGUUAUUCUAUUUUCUAAUCACAAUCGAAAAAACGAUGCCUGGUGUUGCGACAAGACGAAUGGACUGCCAGGGAGUGCAUCCUUCAGGAACGACCUUCGUGACAUUUGAUAAUGUGAAAGUUCCAUGUUCGAAUAUCAUCGGCAAAGAAAACGAGGGCUUCCAUUAAGGCUCAAUAUAUUGCACUUCCACGACUCUCUCAUUUCUCGCAGUGAGUUUCCCUCUUGAAAUUCUGAAGAAGUUGAUAAGUGAACAGGCCAACGCCUAAACCACUAAGAGUUGGCUUAGUGGUUUAGGCGUUGGCCUGUUCACUUAUCAGAAGUAGCAGUUGGCUUAGUGGUUUAGGCGUUGGCCUGUUCACUUAUCAGAAGUAAAGGGAAGAAAUGAAAUGUUUUGAGCUCUAAUUCCAGGUGAUCAUGAAGAAUUUCAACCACGAGCGAUGGGGCUUUGUGAUCCAGGCGAACCGCUUUUCUAGAGAUUUGGUUGAAGAAUCACAGAAGUACGCUUUGAAGUUAUGGCCUACAAUUUUUUCCUCAUAUUACAACGACAAGCUACCAUCACAACUUUCUUCUGCAUAGUACAACGAAAAGCUAAGUGUUUAUUUCUCAGUACCUUUCCAAUUCCAUCAUACUACUCGUAGGUAACGUCCUUCACCUUCUUGGAGAGAAGUAACCAUACUACACAAACAAGUUGUAGUGCAGCAGUUGACUGAAUUCUUGAUAGAGGAUACGCAAACGGCUAGUCAUGGGAAUGGAAUAAAAUAGUAGAGCAGAAUAGGGAUAUGGAUUAUAUUGGAAAACGAAGCCCACAACGAGAAAGAUUUUCCUCUCUCUAAUCUCACGAAUGACCUUCGGAAAAAAGCUCGUGGACCACCCUGUUAUCCGAUGGAAGCUAGCAGAGAUGAUACGCCAAGUCGAAUCGAUGCACCAUUGGCUCGAAAGUACUGCGGUUUUUAGAUUUGGUUUCGUAGACAAUCUUUUUCGGGGUGAGAUGAGAUCGAUGGGAAACUUUCAGACAUCUUUGCUGGUGGACGAGACUGUUAUUUUCAUGGAUAAUUAGAGGAGUCUCGCAAAAAUUCUACAACCAUGGAUCUCAUCGUCUUCAUCUCAUCAUCCACCACCACAGAUCUGACGUUUCAAAUGUGCCAAAUGCCGUUUGACGUCGCACAGAAAGAACUUGGUGGCACAUUGGCAUUGGCGAAGGUGAAUUCCAGCAAGAUCAUGGAAUACUGUGCCAGGGAGGCCUCUCAAAUUUUUGGUGGCAACGCCUAUACGAAAAGCGGCUUGGGAGAAAAGGUCGAACGUUUAUACCGCGAUGUCAGGGCUUAUGCGAUUCCUGGAGGAAGUGAGGAAAUCCUGUUGGACUUGAGUGUCCGCGAAGCAGUGAAAUUGGGUAAAGCAAGACAGUCAAAAAUGUAGCUAGAAGCCUGGCGAGUCCUCUUCUUCUUGCGGUUUUCAUUUGAUAUAGAGAUGGAGAUUGUUAUUUAAGACCAGCCUUCACCAUCAGCGUCAUGAUGAGUUUUCUUUUUUUUAUCGAAAGGUUUAUUUUGAGGCCCUUUGAUUGCGGUUGUAAAGAAGGCCCGAAUCGUCCUAUUCCAGGCCAGCUUGAGUUUCGUCUCGCAGGUCGAUUCUAGUACUACCUCUCAAAUUUUCCACAAGUGACAUCAACUAGGGGAUCUUCGUUCUAACCCCACAGACGUAGAUCCUUACGUAAAAACAUCUGCUUUCUUGGUUGUGUUGGCUCAUCUUCCUUCUUCUUGAUAUCGCCACUGAGACUUACGUUUUUUAUGUGACUCGCGUACUAUCAGUAUCAUGACCAAUGAACAAUCAACAUUAAGUCCUUCUAAAUGUUCUUUCGUACGAACGGACAAGUACUACGAUGACGACGAUCAUUCCUUCUCAUAAUCAUCCCAUUUGUUGGGAGGCG
Messenger RNA from Amoebophrya sp. A25, 4226 nucleotides. The record is from the annotation of a GenBank genome assembly. NCBI's taxonomy places the organism in Eukaryota, Dinophyceae, Syndiniales, Amoebophryaceae.